This is a messenger RNA of Talaromyces stipitatus ATCC 10500, 1566 nucleotides long. Its product is annotated as choline transport protein, putative. NCBI's taxonomy places the organism in Eukaryota, Fungi, Ascomycota, Eurotiomycetes, Eurotiales, Trichocomaceae. Gene Ontology annotation, cellular component: membrane. The record is from RefSeq and is a predicted model, not a curated record. The transcript is spliced from 5 exons. The coding region runs from base 1 to 1566 and encodes 521 amino acids. Gene Ontology annotation, biological process: transmembrane transport; amino acid transport. Gene Ontology annotation, molecular function: transmembrane transporter activity.
AUGUCGGCUGAUAUAAUCCCCAAGAACUUCGAAGCCGAGGAGUCUCCGGUUGAUGAUAAGGCCGUCGGAGAUGUCGUCAAUGCAUCCGGCCACAAGCAGGAACUCCAACGGAACUUUGGUCUCUUGAGUAUUUGCGCCAUCGCAGUGACCACGGGUAACACUUGGAUUGCUCAAGGUGGUAGUGUCACUGUCAACAUCGCUAACGGAGGACCUGCCGGUAUCAUUUAUGAGUUCAUCGCGGUUUCUAUCUGUUACUGGCUAGUGGCCGCUUCGAUCGCUGAAUUGGCAUCUGCUAUGCCCUCAGCAAGUGGAGUUUACCAUUGGGCAUCGGUAACUGCUGGUAAAUAUGGUCGACCUUGUGGAUGGUUUGCUGGCUGGUGGAAUACACUGGCCUGGGUCUUUGGAGCUGCAUCCAUGUCCUCCAUUCUCGGCAAUCAGACAGUUUCGAUGUACGCCUUGUUUCAUCCGGAAUUUGAGCCCAAAGCAUGGCACGUCUUUGUCAGCAUGCUCAUCUGCACUUGGAUCUGCUGCUUGACCGUUAUGUUCGCCAACAAGGUUCUUCCUCAAAUCGGCAACCUCGGCAUGUUUCUCAUCCUUGGUGGUGUCUUUGUCACUAUAAUUGUCUGUGCUGUCAUGCCACAUAUCAACGGACUACCAUAUGCUUCGAAUGAAUUCGUCUGGGCUAGUUGGACUAGCAGCACGGGUUAUUCGAGCCAGGGAUUUGUUUUCGUUGCCGGUAUGCUUAACGGUGCAUACAGUGUCGGCACGCCUGAUGUAACAUCCCAUUUAGCGGAAGAAAUCCCUCAUCCUAGUAGGAAUAUCCCGAAAGCCAUGUUGGCCCAAAUGUCCAUUGGAUUCAUCACCGGAUUUCUCUACAUGAUUGCGAUGUUCUAUUCCAUUCAAUCCCUCGAUGAUGUCCUAAACAGUGUUUUCGGCUUCCCUUUGGCCGAAAUCUAUCGUCAAGCUACUGGAAGCAGAGGCGGUGCUCUCGGGUUGCUAAUUGUCGCAUUCUUGCCUACCUUAAUUACCUGCAUUGGUUGCUACAUCACCGCCGGUCGUACCCUUUGGACAUUGGCUCGAGACAAUGCGACACCCUUCCCUAGCUUCGUUGGACACAUCAACACACGCUUCCACAACCCAUUGAAUGCUACUUUUGUCUGUGGCUGCAUGAUCACAGUCCUUGCUUGCAUUUAUGUCGGUUCAACUACCGCCUUCAACGCCUUUAUUGGAUCAUAUAUUCAGCUUUCUACGCUGUCAUAUUUUACCGCCAUCUUCCCUCAUGUCUUGACUCGCCGAUCUUUGAUCACUCCAGGAUAUUUCCACAUGAAGAACUCCGUCGGUUACGUCGUCAACAUCCUCAGCUGUAUCUAUAUCGUCGCCUUCAUCAUCAUUUUCUGCUUCCCAUACGCCAUCCCUACUAAUGCCAAGUCGAUGAAUUACGCCAGUCUGAUCACUGGCGGUCUUACCAUUUUUAUUGCUAUCUGGUGGUUCAUUCGUCAGCGUGACUAUGUUGGACCGCAGGCUAUUCCGCUCGCUGAUCGGAAAGUUGCGGAGGAUGCGAAAUAA